Dracunculus medinensis (Guinea worm) is the source of this 291-nucleotide messenger RNA. The record is from the annotation of a GenBank genome assembly. Lineage: Eukaryota; Metazoa; Nematoda; Chromadorea; Rhabditida; Dracunculidae.
AUGAAGUCCUCUGAUGAAUUUUGUCGCAUUUGUGGAACGAUAUUACCUUUUGCAACCACAGCACCAACUACAGUUAUAUGCGCACUUUGCAAAGUCGAAUGGCCCAUUAAACGGAUCAGGGCCUCUACUGCUGAUACCAUCAUUGUUGUUACUUCGGGUUCACUUCCCACACCUCUAGUUCCUCUUUUAAUCUCUGACAUUUCUCUAGCUUCUCAUAUUGCUUCUUCCUGUCUCUUGCUAUUGCUAGAUCCAUCGCCAGUGCUCAUUUUUGGUUCUUAUCCGCCACCAUGA